GUUUGGGCGCAUAUCAGGCAGCUUCUUAAAGUGCCUGGUCCUGUCAGGGAUCUGCUGAUAAUAACUCAAGCAGGCCUUUUCUACUCACAUAUCAGUACAGUUCCUCACAUGAGAGGAGCUAAAAGCCACUCUUACCACCGGGAUAACCUUCAAAAUCCUUCAAAGCACCAAAGGACAUUACUUUACAGUCGCAUCCGCUCCUCCACCGUCGCCAGUAAAUCAACCAUGGUUUCUCAACCGGAGAGCACUCUCCGUUCGACCAAGCUCCGGAAGCGCCUGAAGGAAAUUCUUACAGGAUCCACUCAGAUACACACUUCAAGAGAGGCACAACUCUUCAUCGAAGCCUUGAAUGAUUGUGAAGCACCAGCGCAGUGUGCCGAGCAGCUAAUCACAAGUCCCCACGGCUUAGAUGCACUUCGCACUAGUGUUCGCUUAGACGUCUCUCCUGAGUUCGUCCGCAACCAUGCUAUAAGGACAAUCUCCCUGAUCACUGAUCCAGUGGUCGAGCGUCUCGCAAGUGGACUCGUCCGCACGAAGCUUCUUCUGGCUUUGAUGGAGCCCCCAACAUUUUGGGUGGCCCUACUUGAUGUGUUCAUGGCUCUCAAAAUUGACAUUAAGUACCACGAAUGCUUCGCGGAGCUUGUAUAUGCAAUUGCGACUAUGCCAGAAUUUUCCGCUGACAUUUUCACCUCUGGGGUGAGGCGUGUCAUGGAUACCGCCCUGCUAAAAGAGUCCUCACUGGCAGCUGUGCGCGAUCUUGCUCGCAAAAUCGAACACGCGCUCUGCUUAAGGCUCGGGGUCGCUCAAGAAGACGAGAAUUUCCCUGGCGGCGGCAGGCACGACAAUGACUUUGCGAGCUUCAGAGAUAUUGCUAUUUACCCAACACCAGGCGAGUUUGCCACUACUGCUCGACCAUUUCUACGCCAAGCCGACCAGGUGUUUAUGGUCGAUGAGGCAAGUCGAGCAGAAGUCCACUUGGACAACCAAUAUAGACUCCUUCGUGAGGAUAUGCUUGGUGAAAUCCGCAGCGAGAUGCAGAUCUGUCUUGGACAGAAAAAAGGUCGGCGCUCAGCACUCAUCUUGGGACCUCUUCAGGCACGGGAAAUCGAACUCGGUGAUGACAGACGAAGCCGCAAGCCGCUCCUUGCUGUAUCUUGCCGGUCCGGCAUCCCUCAGCUUCAGGGUCUGAACAUGAAGCAGCGAAGGGACUACCUGGCACGGCACCCGCGCUUCCUCAAGCGCAACACGUUCGGUGCUCUGCUCAGAGGAGACGAAGUCUGUGGUUUUGCAUGUCUGGAGAGUAACGACGCCUCAAUCUGCGACGGCAUUCUGCACCUCAGAUUUGAUGACACUGCGUCACUUCGCAGAGCUCUGACGACGCUCAAGCAACCCGGUGAUAUACGCUUCGUUCUUGUGGAUGCACCGGUGUUUGCCUACAGGCCUGUUCUCGAGCAGCUCAAGCAGCUUCAGGGUUCCCCACUGAUGGAUAUGUUCUUGGGUGGUCCACAGCACGCUUGGGACGAGAAAAACACGAUUUCUGCCUCUCAAGAAGUUCUCAGACUGAGCGAAACCUUGCUCGGGAGCGAUGAACCUGCCUCAGUGCUUCGUGACACUGAUCCACGGGCCGCCUGCACGGGAAAGUCAUUCACUGGAUCCAUUAUCGCCAUGAUUAUCUACAAACUGACGAAGCUCAAGAUCCUCGUAAUGAGCUAUACAAAUCACGCUACAGACCAAUUCAUUACUGAUCUCCGCGAAAUCGGCAUUGAAGAGGCAGACAUCCUCCGCCUUGGCUCAAAAGGAAGUGAGGAGACAGCAAUGAUGUCUUUGGCGAAUAAGCAUGCCGCAUUCCGGCGGUCGCAGACCUCGUGGCGGCUUAUCGAUGAGCUCAAGUCCGAGCAAGAUGCGUCAAGAGACAGCAUCACUUCACUGUUCGAUCAGUAUUUGCGCUUCGAUGCUUCUUUUGAAACAAUCAUGGAAUUCCUCGAGUUCUCCGACGAUUUUGCACAUUUCUUUGAUGCCUUUACAUUGCCCACAGACCUAGACGGGUGGCGCAACGUGGGGGAGAAAGGGAAAGAACUGAAGGCUGAUUACCUUUGGACACGGUGGAUACAUGGUCAAGGACCAGGUGCCCUCGCCAAAGUCAUCGCUUGCACGACGACUGGCGCUGCUAUGUUUGCCAACCAAAUUCGAGAAGCCAAGCCGGAUUUCGUGAUAUACGAGGAAGCUGGCGAGAUCCAAGAGUGUCACACACUGACGUCGUUGCGCGAGUCGGUCGGCCAGGUCGUUUUCAUUGGCGACCAUAAACAGUUGCGGCCCAAGGUCAACAACUAUGCACUCACUGUUGAAAAAGGCGAUGGGUUUGACCUGAACAUGUCAAUGUUCGAGAGACUGAUCGAUCGUGUCAUAUUCGUGAAUCAUGAGCACAAAGAGACCGACAUGGUCGAAUUGACAAAUCAGAGAGACCCGACCCAGAAGGGUAGCAAGGAAAACCAGUUCGAGGCUGCCAUGGUGCUGAGUAUCGUGCGCUAUCUGGUACAGCAGGGGUACGGCACAGACAAAAUGGUUGUUCUGACUCCUUACCUUGGGCAGUUGCGUCUGCUGCGCGACAAGUUGCAAGCGGAAAACGACCCCAUACUCAACGACAUGGAUGCCUCGAGUCUGUUGCAGGCAGGCCUACUGACCGCAGCCGCCGCCAAGGCCAACAGAAGAUCGCUUCGCCUGGCUACCAUUGACAACUACCAAGGCGAAGAGAGCGACAUUGUCAUCGCUUCGUUGACGAGGGGCAAUGACCGAGGAGAUAUCGGCUUCAUGUCUUCUCCAGAAAGGCUGAAUGUCCUGAUCACACGAUCACGGAGCUGUCUUAUACUGGUCGGGAACAUGGAGACGUUCCAGAAGAGUAGGGCAAAAGACGUUUGGGCCAAGUUCUUCACGCUCCUUCGCCGACAUGGCCACCUGUACGACGGACUGCCCAUAAUCUGCGAUCGCCACCCGGAGCGAAAGGCGUCGCUGACCACACCGGCCGACUUCGACACAUCUUGCCCCGACGGCGGCUGUGUUGAGCCAUGCGGAGCACUCCUGGCUUCUGUAGAGGACGAGAUACUUCGCCAACGACGCCAAAUGCAAUCCAUGGACGAGGAAGAGCGAGAGAGGAAGACCCUGAAGCAGAAACGACAGGAUCUAAAAGAUCUGGAAGCAACCCACCAGCGUCUCAAGCUCCAGAAAGAGAAGCAAAAGAAGCAGAGCCAUUCCAAAGCUAAAAGCGAAAGCAACGAGCCGGUACUUCAUCCCACUGGCAUGCCAGACGCCGAUGCCCAGGAGGGAGCACAGGCAGAAUGGGCUCAUCUCAAGCGAUAUGAAGGUGCUCAGAGUCAAGAACUCGAUGAGCUCAUGCGCAUGAUUGGCCUCGAGGCAGUCAAGGUGGAGUUCCUCAGCAUCAAGAACACGGUUGACACCAAACUCCGACAAAACGUUUCGCUCGCCACACAGCGAUUCAGCUGCUCUCUGCUUGGCAAAACUACUGUCGCAAGGCUAUAUGCCAAGUUCUUAACGUCGUUGGGUGUCAUCCCUGGAGCAAGGUUCGAGGAGACCACUGGCUCGAAGCUCGCGAGCGGAGGUGUCAAAGGAUGCGAAGGCAUCAUCCAAACCAUCCUCAACGAUGGCGGAGGUGUUCUCUUCAUCGACGAGGCAUGCCAAAUGACAAGUGGAAACUCCCAAGGGGGCGCUGCUGUCCUUGACUACCUCCUGCCCGAGGUUGAAAACCUGACCGGAAAAGUGGCAUUCGUCCUGGCUGGCUACAAUAAGCAGAUGGAGAGUUUCUUCGCCCACAAUCCUGGUCUGCCCAGUCGAUUUCCGAUUGAGAUGAAGUUUGACGGUUAUUCAGACGAGGAGCUCCGCCGCAUUCUGGAGCUAAAGACCAAAAAGAGCUACCAAGGUCGGAUGAAGUGUGAGGAUGGUUUCUCUGGUCUCUACUGUCGCAUUGUCGCUCGGCGCAUUGGCCGUGGUCGGGGCCGAGAAGGAUUUGGCAAUGCACGUACAGUCGAGAACACUCUAGCAGUCAUCAGCAAGCGACAGGCAAGGCGACUCAUGCGUGAACGCAAGGCCGGUAAGAAGCAUGACGACCUGUUCUUCACCAAAGAGGACCUGAUCGGUCCAGAGCCGAAGCUUGCACUCAUUGGUGCACUCGUCGACUGCAUCCAGCAAAACUACCAGCGAGAGCUGCAGGAGGAAGCACUGAUUGAAUUCUCACUCAACAAAGUCUUCCUCGGCAACCCAGGCACUGGCAAGACCACUGUAGCCAAGAUUUAUGGACAGAUUCUCGUCGAUCUUGGGCUACUGUCCAAAGGAGAAGUCAUUGUCAAAAACCCGUCUGACUUCGUUGGCGCGGUGCUUGGUCAGUCCGAACAGCAGACAAAAGGCAUACUGGCCGCCAGCCAGGGCAAAGUCCUCGUCAUUGACGAAGCAUAUGCCCUGUACGGUGGUGGCACCUCACAAGGUGCACAGGGUGAUCUGUACAAGACCGCGGUCAUCGACACGAUUGUGGCAGAAGUCCAGAACGUGCCUGGGGAUGAUCGUUGCGUGCUUCUCCUCGGGUAUCGGGACCAGCUGGAAAUCAUGUUCCAGAACGUGAACCCUGGCCUGAGCCGUCGUUUUCCUAUUGCAUCUGGAUUUGUCUUUGAGGACUUUACGGACACGGAGCUGCGUACAAUCCUUGACCUCAAGUUGCGGAAACAAUCAUACGAAGCCACUGGCCAGGGUAUAGACGUGGCCAUGGACAUGCUCCGCAGAGCACGGAAUCGUCCCAACUUUGGGAACGCAGGCGAGAUAGAUAUUAUCUUGAACGAUGCCAAGACACGACACCAGUCUAGGUUCACCAAAGGAGUGACGAGAUUUGCAAAUCGCCUCGAAGCCGUGGACUUUGAUAAAGAUUUCAAUCGCACAGAGCAUGCUGCAACCAACAUAAGGCAGCUGUUCCAAGGGACGGUCGGGAGCGACGAGAUUGCGGCUAGAUUCGAGCACAUCCAAAGGACAGUCCAGGCCAUGAAGGCACUCGACCUCGACCCAAAGGACAUUGUACCUUUCAAUUUCAUCUUUAAAGGACCCCCGGGGACCGGCAAGACCACAACCGCGAAGAAAGUAGGCAAAAUAUUCUAUGACCUCGGCUUCCUGGCGUCGGCCAAGGUCGAGGAGUGCUCCGCCACCGACAUCAUCGGCCAGUACAUAGGCCAUACUGGGCCCAAGGUGCAGCAGAUGCUGGACAAGGCGCUUGGCAAGGUCCUUUUCAUCGAUGAGGCAUAUCGACUGGCCGAAGGUCACUUUGCCAAAGAGGCCAUCGACGAGCUCGUGGACGCCGUAACCAAAGACAAGUAUCACAAGAAACUGAUCAUUGUCCUUGCGGGCUACGAGGCCGACAUCGAGCGGCUCAUGACCGUCAAUGAGGGACUCACGUCUCGCUUCCCGGAGAUACUCAAUUUCCGAGGCCUGUCGUCAGACGAGUGCAUCACGCUCCUGACGCAGAGCUUGGCGAAGCGGCGUAAGAGUUUGAAGCAGAAGAGCGAGGCCAACAACUUAGCACUCGAUGAGCUGGAGCAACCGACGAAAGAGUUUCGCGCAGCCAUGUGCGAUCUUUUCAAUCAGCUGACGUCUCAGCCGGGCUGGGCCAAUGCCAGGGACGUCUUGGAACUCUCAAACUCCAUGUUUAGAACGGCGCUGCUCAAAAACACUCCUGGUUCGAGGACCGUGGUUGUUGACGCGGGAAUCAUCCGGUCCGAGCUACGAAAGCUAUAUGAGAAAAGACAGCCACGAGGAAACAAGCCUAGGCAAGGACGCGAUCUGGCCAGCCUGGAUCGAGAAAUGCCGCUGCAAUUUGCUCGACCUGAUACCGCUCUUGCACAAAAGCUUGCCACAACACAUAGCAUAAUGGCCGCGCCUUUGGAGGAAGAGAGCGCCUUGGAACAGGAAGAUGAGAAGCAACCUGCACCUGGAGCUGAGGACUCCAGCCCAAACCGGAAGAUGGGCAGGAGAGCGCACCGAGACGCAGGUGUCAGCGAUGAGGUGUGGGACCAGCUGCAGCGUGAUCAGGAAGCUGAAAUAGAGAAGGAGCAGGAGUACCAAGCGUUGCUGGCAGCGAAGCAGGACGCCGAGGACCAGGCGGAGCGAGACGCCAUCGUCCGGAGGCUAAUGAAGGAGGAGGAGCGACGCAAACGGGAGCAGGCCAUGCGUAAGAGACUGGAGGUGAUGGGGGUCUGCCCCGUGGGCUACGCUUGGAUCAAGCAGAGCCAUGGAUAUCGCUGCGCCGGAGGCUCACAUUUCCUGUCCAACGAGCAGUUGGGUCAGAUGUCGUGUUAGGCAGGCGGCUUGGCAAGGCGGACAGGGGGUUCUGAUGCCAUUAUUCACGUGAUGAGCAGUGAACAUGUCAUUACUUAUGCGCAAUUACAAGAGUCCGGUGC
This is a messenger RNA of Microdochium trichocladiopsis, 6446 nucleotides long. RefSeq lists its product as uncharacterized. NCBI's taxonomy places the organism in Eukaryota, Fungi, Ascomycota, Sordariomycetes, Xylariales, Microdochiaceae. The coding region runs from base 109 to 6345 and encodes 2078 amino acids. The transcript is spliced from 9 exons. The record is from RefSeq and is a predicted model, not a curated record. Gene Ontology annotation, molecular function: helicase activity; ATP binding; ATP hydrolysis activity.